This is a messenger RNA of Colletotrichum orchidophilum, 333 nucleotides long. RefSeq names its product stress responsive A/B Barrel domain-containing protein. The coding region runs from base 1 to 333 and encodes 110 amino acids. NCBI's taxonomy places the organism in Eukaryota, Fungi, Ascomycota, Sordariomycetes, Glomerellales, Glomerellaceae. The record is from RefSeq and is a predicted model, not a curated record. The transcript has 2 exons.
AUGAGUAUUAUCCACGUUGUCCAGUUUCAAUUCAAGGAGCUUGUUCCGGCGGAGGAGGUGAAGACGCUGUGUGAGAGUAUGUUGGCUCUCAAAGACAAUUGCAUUCACCCGACGUCCAACAAGGCGUACAUCAAGUCUCUUGUCGGCGGACUCGAUUGUAGCCCCGAGGGCUUGCAGGACGGUAUCACACACGUCUUUGUUGCCGAGUUUGAGAGCAUCCAGGACCGCGAUUAUUACCUCGCCAACGACCCUGUGCAUCAGGCUUUCAAAAAGCAGGUUGGUUCGGCUAUUCUCAAGACGCGGGUGACUGAUUUUGCGCCGGGGGUAUUCUGA